GCAGCAGUGCCAGCAGAAUGCUGAUGGCGGCCCUGAUGGAGAGAUGCAAACAGAAGAGGAGAAGCUUCAUGAGUCUGCAGACAGUCCGAAUGAAGGACGGCAGUAAGUUGAGUUUACUUUUAUAUGGAAUUGUAUUAACAUGACUCUUAACUCUCUUUCCCCCCUCGCCUGCAGCCUUGCGUUAGACUUUUCCCAGACCCCCCAGGUCCUGACUAGUGCCUGGAGCGAAUAUGCCAAUUUCUCAGAGAAUUACCUCAAAGGUUGCAAAUGGGCUCCGGAUGGUUCGUGUAUCCUCAGCAACAGUGCGGACAACGUGCUCCGCGUCUACAACCUCCCUCCGGAGAUUUACACCUCCAACUGGGACGUGCUGCCUGAGAUGAGUCCGGUACUCAGGAUGGCUGAAGGAGACACCAUCUAUGACUACUGCUGGUACCCCAAAAUGAACUCGCUGGAACCCCACUCGUGCUUUUUUGCGAGCAGUAGCCGCGACAACCCGAUCCACGUGUGGGACGCCUUCUACGGCGAGGUGCGGGCCAGCUUCCGGCCUUACAACCACCUGGACGAGCUGACGGCCGCCCACUCGCUCUGCUUCUCCCCCGACGGCUCUCAGCUCUACUGCGGCUUUGACAAAACCGUCAGGGUCUUCCACACGGAGCGGCCCGGCAGAGACUGCGAGGAGCGGCCCACCACGGCGAAGAAGCAGAGCGGCCAGAGCGGGAUCAUCUCCUGCUUGGGCUUCAGCCCGUGCCAGUCGCUGUACGCCUGCGGCUCGUACUCGCGUUGCGCCGGCCUUUACUCGUGCCGGGACGGCACCCCGCUGGCGCUGCUGCCCGCCCGCCACCGCGGCGGCCUCACCCACCUGCUCUUCUCUCCCGACGGCUACUACCUGUACACGGGCGGGCGGAAGGAUCCAGAGAUCCUGUGCUGGGACAUUCGAGAGCCCGGUCAGGUCGUGUUCUCCCUCAAGAGGAACGUGGCGACCAAUCAGCGCAUCUACUUCGACCUCGACCCGUCGGGCAGGUACCUGCUGAGUGGGGGCACGGAGGGGGUAGUGUCAGUGUGGGACUGCCAAGCCCCUGCAGGUGGCGAGGAGGUACUGCAGCCUCAGCUCAGUUUCCAGGCCCACUGGGACUGCACCAACGGCGUCAGCAUCCAUCCCUUCAUGCCGCUCGUGGCCACGUCCAGCGGCCAGCGGCAGUUCCUGUGGCCCGGCGACGGCGAGGGAGACUCGUCGUCCUCCUCUUCCGACGCCGAGGGAGGCGACGAGGCCGCGACGUCUUCCGGGGCCAACCGCGGCGACAACGGGCUGAGCCUGUGGUGGGGCGGACCGUGCGGACCCCCCGGCGACGAGCGGUGUGACGAGGUUUCAAACAUGCAGAGCUGAACUAGAAAUUUCACAAGGGGUACACUCGCAAAAUCACAGACGGGUUCCUUUUCUUCAGCAAGGAUGCAAAUGAGGACAAACGUGCCAGAAGUGUUCUAUUUUUAUAAAAAGCACGGCGUCUUUUCCUUUGUAUGUCGUGCCAAAA
Molecule: messenger RNA, 1529 nt
Organism: Phyllopteryx taeniolatus (common seadragon)
Lineage: Eukaryota; Metazoa; Chordata; Actinopteri; Syngnathiformes; Syngnathidae
Gene: wrap53
Product: WD repeat containing, antisense to TP53
Exons: 8
Coding region: 140-1384 (414 amino acids)
Biological process (GO): Cajal body organization
Cellular component (GO): Cajal body
Molecular function (GO): RNA binding; protein binding
Source: RefSeq, a predicted model, not a curated record